Molecule: messenger RNA, 1307 nt
Organism: Anopheles bellator
Lineage: Eukaryota; Metazoa; Arthropoda; Insecta; Diptera; Culicidae
Product: testis-specific serine/threonine-protein kinase 3-like
Exons: 4
Coding region: 133-1164 (343 amino acids)
Biological process (GO): microtubule cytoskeleton organization; intracellular signal transduction; protein phosphorylation
Cellular component (GO): cytoplasm
Molecular function (GO): protein serine/threonine kinase activity; tau-protein kinase activity; ATP binding
Source: RefSeq, a predicted model, not a curated record
CCCAGCACUUUAUCGUAGUCACGGGCGAUGGAAGUCAUUUGGAUAAUUGGCCUUUAAGCGUUCCGAAAAAGUGGUGGGGAAACAACGGACCAGAGUAGAAAAUUCAAUUUUUUAAGCGACGAAACAAAAUUGAUGACCUCGUGCGGUAUGAUGAAAGCUUCUGAGGCGGUUUUACGGAGUGCAUUGCGUGAAGCAAACCAUCGGCAAACUCCGUCGGUUCUUGAAAAGCGUGGCAUCGCCAUCGGUGACGUCAUCGGCGAAGGAGCGUUCUCCUGUGUGAAGGUGUGUGCUUGUGUGUGUGCGUGGCAGAAAGCGCACAAUUUGAACGGCAAUACGGUGGCAGUUAAAAUUAUCCCCAAGAAUGGUUCCUCGUCAAACGUAGUGCUCAAGUUUAUGCCGCGCGAGCUGGAGAUCAUCAGAACUCUCAAGCACAAGAAUGUGAUCAUAUGUUUCGAAUUCAUCGAGACCACAAUGAGGUUCUACAUUGUGAUGCAGUACGCGGAGAAAGGGUCCUUGUUGCAGUUGCUGAAACGAGAACGAUGGCUUAGCGAGCCCAGAGCCUGGCACUACUUCCAUCAGUUGAUCGACGGUGUUGCGUACAUCCACAAGUGCGAAAUCGCUCACCGAGAUAUUAAGUGUGAAAAUAUUGUAUUCGAUGCGCGGGAUACACUCAAGUUGAUCGACUUUGGCUUUGCACGUCGAGUAACGAGACGCACGGAAGGCAGUGAGAACGACGGUGUGGUGGGGCCGUGUUUAUCAAAAACAUUCUGCGGAAGCCAUGCGUACGCGAGUCCGGAAAUUUUAAAUUUUACACCUUACGAUCCGUUUCCGUCGGAUGUUUGGGCGUGCGGCGUGGUCCUGUUCGCCAUGGUGAGCGGCAAGCUACCUUUCACGAACGCCAAAAAAGUUUCCCUAUUGCUCCAGAUAAUUAAGAGCGGCCCAAAAUAUCCCGAGUACGUUAGCGACAAAUUGAGAAUUCUGCUGGACCAGAUAUUUAGUCCCGUGAGCAAACGAGUUACCAUACCCGGAAUCCAGGCGAGCGGGUGGUUCCUGACGCAACCGGGUGAUGCUAGCUUAGCAAAGGAUACAGACAAAACGGCGGAAACCCCUAGGAAGCGGUUCAAACCGAAUAACGAGACAGCAAAUAAGAAGAAUGAAGCUUAGAAUAACCACGCGCUAAUUGGUGGGUUCCCCACGAACCUAUUAGUAAAUAAUAGUCAUCGUAAACUUCAAGUUGUUUUAAACAGCUGAUUAAAUAGCGAACAGAAAAAUCCGUCAUCAAACGUACCAUUUACGUGCUCGCUAAA